Molecule: messenger RNA, 843 nt
Organism: Capsicum annuum
Lineage: Eukaryota; Viridiplantae; Streptophyta; Magnoliopsida; Solanales; Solanaceae
Exons: 2
Coding region: 1-843 (280 amino acids)
Source: RefSeq, a predicted model, not a curated record
AUGGGAAUUACCACAUGGAAUGGUAAGGUUUUACCAGGGUCAUCUAUGGGCAAAGUGGUGAUUGCAGAGGAUAAUGAGCAUGAAGAAACUUAUCUAGUGGAGUCUAAGAAUUUUGAUGAAGUUAUUGAUAAUACACCAUCCAACCAUUACCAGUUGAAAAAAAAGGGCAACGACAAAAACUUUGGCAAGUUUAUGGACAUACUUAAGCAGUUGACAAUCAACUUGCCAUUGGUGGAGGCAUUGAAGCAAAUUCCUGGGUACGCAAAGUUCAUGAAAGACCUUGUUACGAAGAAGCAGACAGUUAGUUAUGAUAUAGUGGACAACCUCUAUCAUUAUGGUGUUAUUUCCACAAGGUCGUUGGUGCAGAAGAAAGCAGACCCAGGAGUAUUUACUAUCACGUACACUAUUGGGCCUCUUGAUUUUGCAAAAGCUCUAUAUGAUUUGGCAGCCAGUAUAAACUUGAUGCCGCUUACUAUUUAUAAGAAACUGGGUUUCGGGAAUCCUACUCCUAUGAACAUGAGAUUAGUUAAGGCAAACAGAUAUGUGAAGCGGCCUGUGGGGAUUCUAUAUGAUGUAUUAGUUAAGGUGGCCAGUUUUAUAUUUCCAGCUAAUUUUGUCAUUCUCGAUUACGAGGUGGACUUUGAGGUUCCCAUAAUCUUAGGUAUAUCUUUUCUCGCAACUGGGAGUGUGCUGAUUAAUUUAAAAGAAAAUGAGCUACUAUUUAGGCUGAAUGAUGAAGUAGUUCGAUUCGAUGUGUUUCAGUCCAUGAAACAGCAUAAAGAUAUGAGCGUAUUCCCUAUUAUGGAUGUGUAUUAUGAGGAGGAGCAGGAAGUACCACUAUAA